Colias croceus (clouded yellow) is the source of this 2190-nucleotide messenger RNA. RefSeq names its product 8-oxo-dGDP phosphatase NUDT18. NCBI's taxonomy places the organism in Eukaryota, Metazoa, Arthropoda, Insecta, Lepidoptera, Pieridae. Gene Ontology annotation, molecular function: 8-oxo-dGDP phosphatase activity; 8-oxo-GDP phosphatase activity; magnesium ion binding. The coding region runs from base 302 to 1303 and encodes 333 amino acids. The transcript has 2 exons. The record is from RefSeq and is a predicted model, not a curated record.
GAUUAAUGAAGUUGUGAAUUUAUUAUUUCCGCAGUAUCCGCAGUCCGCUAUACGACAUACGUAAUACGUACCGUAAUCGCAUUCCGGUUUUUGAAUUGAGUUCGAUCACUUGCUCUGUGGUUCGAUCAUGUAGGUAGCUACAAUGUCAAAGUGUUAACAAUAGUACAAAAAUAUUUAUUUAUAAUUCACUCGAAUAUAAACAUUAACAUUAACUUAAAUCUAAAAGAUUUCAUGCUUUUUAAAUUAUUGUCGGUAAAUAUUGUGAAUGUAAGUAGAUUUUUAAAUUUAAAAGUGGGUAACUAUGUCGCGCCAAGUGGACGUGAAUAUUAACAAAUUACUCGAUGGAUUAGGCCUCGAUGGAGAUGAAAAUGAUUUUUGCGAUUUUACUAUAGCCGACCAGAACUCUGUUGCUGAAUCUCAAGGCAUAACGCCAACGACUCCUUCUAAUUUUAAACCUGUACUCGGCAGUAAUGUAACUUAUGUCGUAGCCUGUGUGAUAUUGAAUGAAAACAAUGAGAUUUUAAUGAUGCAAGAGGCUAAAGAAAGUUGUGCCGGUAAGUGGUAUCUUCCUGCGGGUCGAAUGGAAAAAGACGAAACAAUUGUUCAAGCUGCAGCAAGAGAGGUACUCGAGGAAACUGGACUGUACUGCAAACCAGAAACUUUACUAGUCGUGGAAACCGCAGGCGGAACUUGGUACAGAUUUGUUUUAACGGGAAAAGUGACUGGUGGCGAACUCAAAACCACAGCAAAAGCUGAUAAGGAAUCUUUACAAGCAAAAUGGAUUUCGAAUUUAGAUGAGAUAACUUUACGAGCAAAUGACGUUUUGCAUUUAAUUGAGCGAGCUAAAAUGUACAAACAGAACUGUCCUGGUGAAACCUGGCAUAAAAACAUUCUACCGGCACCAACUCCACACACAAAAGAUCUAUUGCGACUUAUCGUCCUAAUAAAAAAACGAAGUACAAACAGAUUGCAUGUUUUAUUGAGUGAGAAAAGUUCUAUACAUUUUCCUACAUGUGAAAUAAACCCAGCUAAGAGUGUACAUUCCACAUUGAGAAGGUUUAUGGUUGAAAUGUUUGGGGCUGAUGUUGCACAGCACAGACCAUUGGGCCUCUUUAAUGUGGAAGCCGAUCCUUCAGCUCAUGGUUGCUGUCUCUCGCUACUUGUAGUGUUCAGACCUCCACUUGAGGAAGUGCCAUUAAUUGGUAAAUGUGCUUGGCAUGAGCUGUCACAAGAAGUUGAAAGGAAUCUCUUACCUGUUGUGUCGAGAAAAAAUUCUACUAUUGAAUUGCAUGUGGUACGUUAAAAUGACACAAAUACUUGUACCAUAUGAAUUUCAAAUACUCAUUUACUGCUGGCUCUCUAUGAAGAGUAUAAACAAUUGCUAUAUAUGUAUAGUUGAAACAUUUGUUUCCAAAAAAGAUGGUUAUUUAUAUUUUUCUAUUUUUACCUAAUGUAACUAUAUGUAUUUAUUUUUCUUUUUAUUUAUUACUUCAUGGAUCUGAAAUCGGAAUAUUGUGUCAGCUACAAGCAAGCUUAUUUUUACUUGAAAGUUUUGAAUUUAAAGUAUAAUUGCCCAUAAUAUAUCUUUUUAUUCAAUAAUCAUAUUAUAAUAAUCUAAGAAGUUUAACAAAACAAUUAACAUAUUAUAAGAAAAACGGGUGAAUGGGGACAAUAUUUAAAGUUCUAACCUACUAACAAAAUUGUUGCUUGCCAGAAAAUUAAUCACUUUUAGUAGAAUUAAUUUUGUUAUAUUGCAAGCAAACUAAAUCACAAUAGCAAAAAUUUUAGUAAAAUUCAAAUAUUGUAAAAAUAAAUAUUUCUGGUGGGUACUUACCCUAACGCUUUUCUGAUAAUAAUUAAUAAUGCAAUCAAAGAGACCAAAAAAGAUGGGUUUAAGUAAUAUUAUUUUAAAUUUUUAGCCAUGAUAUAUAGAUAUAUAUGUAUAUUCAAUAAGGACAAAAUCAGUAUUAAAUUAACAUUCCAUUGAGGAUAAGUAUUGUCCAAAAACUGUAUGCUCAUUGUUUGGUAAAACGUAAAACAUAUUGUAUUUUUUUAUUUAUCAAAAAAGCAGCUACUUAAAGUAUACACAUAGGUAAAAUGUCUUCAUAUGUGAGCAUAAGAGCUAGCGCGCAAAAGCAACUUUUGUCUCUGCCAUCAACUCUAUGGGGAGUUGCUGGGAGUUGCGUCGUC